AUGUCGACCGGGCGCAAGGUCUUCCACUGUGCAGUGGAUCAAACCGCGUUGACCACCAAUAUCAGCGAAAUCAAAAAAUGGACGACCAAUGGAGCCAUCACCCUUAUUGUUCCACUUUACACCUUGGAGCGUCUGCAUCAAUUGAAAAGAGCCGGAUCUCAGAUCGCCAUCAACGCUCGCGAGGCCGUUCGCUUCCUCGACAAGGUCACCUCCGGAAAGGACAACGUCGCCGCCGAACGCGUCAUUCUCCAGGGUCCGAUGGAGCAGUACGAGGAUUGGUCGGAGGCGGAGAAGUUCUUCCUGCCGGAGUUUGAGGAGGAACCUGAGGCGAUUAACGGCAUCCCUGCCGACGGGGAGGUGUCAUCGGAGAAACGAGACGAAAAGGAAAGACACAAGGAGAAGGAAGGAAAUAUUCCGAAGAGGACUGGAGCCCCCGAUGAUUUGUCGCAAAUGCUUCUCAACAAGCUGAACUUCAAGAAAGAUGCCGAUGCCACCUCGAUCACCUCGACCGGUACUCACAGCGGCCCUGCGUCUCGUCCCUCGUCCCGAAGCUCGCGAACCAGCCCUGAAUGCGCGAACUCGCAUGUGGUUGAAAAUGGGGACUCGAAGGAACCCAAACAAAAACCGGCAAACGGACAUCGCCGCUCGGGGUCCAACGCCGUCAUCCCGACAGUCCCUCCAGCGCUACGACCCCUUCUCAGUGCGCUCCUCUGGCGACUACAUAGCGGACCCGAUGCUACGAAUGCCGCGAAGGCCUGCAUCCUGGUGACCAACGACCGUGACACUCAGAUCUGGGCCCAGAAAUUCGGCAUCGGCGUGAAGAACAUCCACCAGCUACGGACAUCCAUCCAAUACGAGGAACGGGAGUACAAAAACCGAUGCAAAUAUGUCGAGAAGACCCAGGCGACCGAACCCAAGUCCCUCCUUGCCUACGAGGACGAAAGCGACGAAGAUGAACUGGUCUUCGUUCCCCGCGGACGUGGCAAAAGUUCCUCCAAAGGUUCUCGUGGAGGCAACAACCGCAAGCCUACUGCACCCAAGACCGUGGCGCCACCGGUCGAGAGUACCAUGGAGAUCCCCACACAACCUAUCGAUCCCAAUUCGUUCAGUCGGUCUUUGAGCGUGCCCUCGAAGCAGCCGCCGACGGUUGAUCUCAGCACCCAGUCGGGUGCUGCACGAGGCAUCGCGGGUACCUCCCGGCAUCCGAAUCACAACCGUCGCGGGGGCACUCGGGGUGGUUCCCGCGGUGGAAGCCGUGGCCGGGGCAAGUUGUGGGUUCCUUGA
Aspergillus terreus NIH2624 is the source of this 1284-nucleotide messenger RNA. RefSeq lists its product as uncharacterized. The transcript is spliced from 2 exons. Lineage: Eukaryota; Fungi; Ascomycota; Eurotiomycetes; Eurotiales; Aspergillaceae. The record is from RefSeq and is a predicted model, not a curated record. Bases 1 to 1284 code for a protein of 427 amino acids.